CCUGGAGAGCAGGAGAAGCUGAGCCUGGAAGCAGGAGAAGCUGAGCCCUGGACAGCAGGAGAAGCUGAGCCCUGGACAGCAGGAGAAGCUGAGCCCUGGACGAGCAGGAGAAGCUAAGGGAGAAACUCUGUUUCUUGAGGCCUUACAUAGUUCGCAGGAAAGCAUAUUCAUCUCUGGCGGACAACUUUGUGGAUCAUAAUGAGAAGGAUGAAGAGGAGUUGAAGACUGAGGGGAACAUUGAUCAGGAGAUGGGCAGCUCAGUAAGCAGCCAGCUGGAUGCAGAUGGAGGUGGCCAAGACUUGGAUGAGCCCCAGUCUAUGGACUCUGCCCCGAGUUUCGCCCCACUUCAGUGUCCACAGCCUCGGGUCACAGAGGUCGUGUCUCUGAGUUGUCCGCAUCAUCGCGAUGAAGACAAUCAACCUGUUAAAACGGCACCCAAACACGACGUCCUCAACCAGUUUGCUGAGGUCAUGCUGGCUGACAUGCGGCAGGUUGAAGACCCUGUGCUGCUUAUGAGGCUCCGCAGAGACAUCACAGACCUGGUGUUCAAAGCGGUGGAGGAGGACAUGCGGAGGCGGUGUGUUCAAGCGCCAUCCUCAGUGACUGGGAAUGGCACGCAAAGCUGCUGCAAUCCUCUGCAGCUGUAUUCAAACAUCUCCUGGAGCCAGAGGCUUCUGAGGAAGAGGAGGAACAAAGGGCAUAGGACUGGAAGCAGGUCGCAGAGGCGGGAGGAGAAUAGGAGGGUGUCCAGGAGUCAGUUAGCACCACCUGUCGAUCCAGGGCAGUCAGCAGAAGGGUUGAGCGCAAACGGGCCUCAGGUUAUUCUUCAGGUGUUUGAGAUUAAAAAAGAUGGGGAGCCAGAUUUAGUAAAGAUUGAAGAUGAGCCUUUAGCCAUGGACUGACUUGAGAGUCUGUUGGGGCAAGGUGAGCAGGGUUUGGAGGGAUGGAAGAGAAGGCUGUCAUUUUUUUUCUAGUUUUUCUUUUAUUUUUGGAUCUUUCACCUCAGGGCCACCAUAGCUAGAAUUUAAACUAAAGACACAUCUCUGCCUUUGCAAAGUAAAUGUUUAUAAGCCUGUAGUUGAACUUUUGGAUGGUCUUCAUUCAGAAAACUGAAUAAGAUGAGGAAAUUAGCUUUAAACACAAGGCAGCUCUCUUUGUUACCCAGCUAAAAGAAGAAAAAAAACGGUCUUCA
Molecule: messenger RNA, 1192 nt
Organism: Haplochromis burtoni (Burton's mouthbrooder)
Lineage: Eukaryota; Metazoa; Chordata; Actinopteri; Cichliformes; Cichlidae
Exons: 2
Coding region: 249-902 (217 amino acids)
Source: RefSeq, a predicted model, not a curated record